AUGGUGCUGAGAAACUUCCACACCGAUGCCCUCCAGGAUCUAUGUGCUGAGGAGCAGCUGGAUCUUCUCAAUUCGAUUGAUACCCUUCGCUCUCAGGGUAUUAGCCACUAUAUCUCUCUGCCGCAGAUCAUAGUCUGUGGCGACCAGUCCUCUGGCAAGAGUUCCGUCCUAGAGGCGAUAUCCGGUGUUAGUUUUCCUGUCAAAAGCAACCUGUGCACCCGAUUUCCUACCGAGCUCGUCCUCCGAAAGCAUUACCAUGUCGGCGUUCGCGUAUCUAUCGUUCCUCACCACACACGCAGCGAUAUUGAGCGACUAUCACUUGGUGAUUUCUGUGAACAACUAGAUAGCUUCGAAGAUCUACCCAUCCUGAUUGAAAAAGCUAAAGCGGCCAUGGGAAUAACGACCCACGGAAAGGCCUUCUCAAAUGACCUCCUGCGAGUCGAGCUGUCAGGUCCCGACCGUCCCCAUCUGACCAUUGUUGACCUCCCUGGACUAAUCCAUUCGGAAACCAAACAACAGUCGGCGAUGGAUGUUCAGCUUGUCCAGGAUGUGGUCCAGUCCUAUAUGAAAGAGCCGCGCAGCAUCAUUCUGGCCGUUGUGUCUGCCAAGAACGACGUUGCCAACCAAAUCGUCCUCAACCUGGCACGAAAUGCCGACCCAUUUGGGAAACGAACCCUCGGCAUAAUAACAAAGCCUGAUACCUUGUCAGCCGGAUCUGAGAGUGAAACGAUGUUUGUGUCAUUGGCGAAGAAUCAGGAUGUGGAGUUUCGGCUUGGUUGGCACGUCCUGAAGAACAUGGACAUGGACAAAGGCCAAUGGACCCUGAAACAACGUGAUGCCGAGGAACAGGAGUUUUUCUCGCAAGGGAUAUGGAAAGAUCUGCCAAGCUCACUAGUCGGGAUCGAUAGCCUGCGGGCGCGACUGAGUAAGGUGCUGCUUUCGCAAAUCGCUAUCGAGCUGCCAAGCUUGAUCAGAGAGAUCGAAGAUAAAACCGACCACUGCAGAACUCGGCUACGAAGACUUGGUGAACCUCGCAUUACCAUUGACGAGCAGAAGUCGUAUCUUCUGAAUAUAAGCCAGUCCCUUCAGGAGCUUGUGAAAGCGGCUAUUGAUGGCACAUAUAAUGAUCCUUUUUUUGGUGAUGCGCACACUACCAAUGGAUAUCAUAAAAGAAUACGAGCCAUAGUGCAGAAUUCGAACGAAGAGUUCGCCCAGCGCAUCAGUCGACAGGGUCAUUAUCGACGCAUCUGUGCGCCCAAUGAUGGACAGAUACCGGCCAAGCACCAGGUCGGGGUUACUCGAGAGGAAUAUAUAAAGCAUAUCAGCCAUCUCCUCAGGCGAACCAGGGGGCGCGAGCUACCUGGGACGUUCAAUCCAAUGAUCAUUCGUGAUCUGUUUUUGGAACAGUGUUCCCCAUGGGAGCGGCUGACCCGCAGCCACACGGAUGGUAUAUGGGCUGCUGCCAAAGAGUUUCUUGCCCUUGUGGUCAAACAUGUCUCAGAUGAAGCCACGUCAGCCGCAUUGAUCGAUGAGAUCAUAGUCCCAGCCUGCGACUCUAUCAAACGGAGCAUUGACACUAAGACGCGAGAGCUCCUGAUGCCACACCAGACAGGGCAUCCUAUUACAUACAAUCACUACUUUACGGAAACCCUGCAGAAGAUCCGGGUCGAGCGCCAGGAAGACGAGCUCGCCAAGACUUUGCAGCGGUUCUUCGGGGUUAAUAGUUUGAAGGAGCCUUACCGCAUAGAGCAUUCAAUUAAUCUUGAUCAACUUCUCAAAUCGCUGUUGCAGCAAUCUGAGCCAGACAUGGUCCGUUUUGCGUCGAUUGAAGCGUUGGACUGCAUGCUGGCUUACUACAAGGUGAAACCCUUACCCCUUACUUGUGUCCUUCGGUGUUUUUGUCGAUCUGAUAAAAGACAGGUUGCCCUGAAGCGAUUCGUCGAUGAUAUUGCCAAUGAAGUUGUGGAAGGUAGACUCAUGUCCUCUCUAUCCCGCAUUCUGUCGCCGGUGACUGUGUUCGACAUGCCAGCGAAUCUUAUCAUGAGGAUUGUGGGUGAGUCGAAGGAAAGUCAAACAAUUCGUGAGCAACUCAACAAGGAGCUUCUGGUCUUGACUAAAGGCUCGGAGACCUGCAAACGGUUUGUUAGAGCAAAGACCGACGGUAUGUCAACCCUCACCCUGACUUUGACUGGUUUUGAAAAUCUAAGUUUGGCUGCAGAAAGUAGCUCCGAUCCUCUAUUAGCUGUCGCCUACCUAACAAGGGAGACUAGUAAUGGAUCUAUAUGUGAUGACGUGGGAUGGAAAGAAUCUGAACUUUCAGACUCAUCGAAUGAACUAGUGGACCCUCCUGAGGCUCUGGACGGACCUGUUGACGAAGCCGCGCCCCUUCGUUCCGAGGAGGAGCACAAGCCAAUCGUUAAGACUUCAGAAAAAGUAAGUAAGAAGAAAGAUAGAAGUAAAAAGGGUAUCCAAAGUUUCUUUGAGCUUUGA
This is a messenger RNA of Penicillium lagena, 2490 nucleotides long. RefSeq names its product dynamin family protein. Gene Ontology annotation, cellular component: membrane; microtubule; cytoplasm. The coding region runs from base 1 to 2490 and encodes 829 amino acids. Lineage: Eukaryota; Fungi; Ascomycota; Eurotiomycetes; Eurotiales; Aspergillaceae. The record is from RefSeq and is a predicted model, not a curated record. The transcript has a single exon. Gene Ontology annotation, molecular function: GTP binding; GTPase activity; microtubule binding.